ACAGAACACAGUUGGGCUCUGAAGCUUCACUGUUCUUCAGUCUCAGUUCCUGGAAAGCCUCUCCUCUGCCGAGACCAUGAAGCUCUGUGUGACCGUCCUUUCUCUCCUUGUGCUAGUGGCUGCCUUCUGUUCCCCGGCGCUCUCAGCACCAAUGGGUUCAGACCCUCCUACCGCCUGCUGCUUCUCUUACACCCUGCGGAAGAUUCCUCGCAACUUUGUGACAGAUUACUUUGAGACCAGCAGUCUCUGCUCCCAGCCAGCUGUGGUAUUCCAAACCAGAAAGGGCAGACAAGUCUGUGCUAAUCCCAGCGAGCCCUGGGUCCAGGAAUACAUGGAUGAUCUGGAACUGAACUGAGCUGCUCCAGGUCAAGGUGCAGGAGGUCUCCAGGGAAGGUCACCUGAGCCCAAUGCUUCUCAUGAGAUGCACCUUCUCCACACUCAAGACUCUUCUCAGUAGACUGUUCCUUCUCUUAAUUUAAUCGUAUUAUGGGUUGUUAUUGUAUUUGAACUUAUUUCUAUUAUUUGUUUUGCCAAAGGACACUUACUUGUCCCCCAUGGGGAUAGUCUACCAUCAUUGUUUCUCUGCUAUUGUAGAUAU
Messenger RNA from Nyctereutes procyonoides (raccoon dog), 598 nucleotides. Its product is annotated as C-C motif chemokine 4. Gene Ontology annotation, cellular component: extracellular region. The record is from RefSeq and is a predicted model, not a curated record. Gene Ontology annotation, biological process: monocyte chemotaxis; lymphocyte chemotaxis; neutrophil chemotaxis. The transcript is spliced from 3 exons. Lineage: Eukaryota; Metazoa; Chordata; Mammalia; Carnivora; Canidae. Gene Ontology annotation, molecular function: chemokine activity; CCR chemokine receptor binding. The coding region runs from base 77 to 355 and encodes 92 amino acids.